Messenger RNA from Cuscuta campestris, 1873 nucleotides. NCBI's taxonomy places the organism in Eukaryota, Viridiplantae, Streptophyta, Magnoliopsida, Solanales, Convolvulaceae. The record is from the annotation of a GenBank genome assembly.
CAUUGCUAGGGCAUCAAAAAACGACGAUUGCAUAUCUGGACCGUGUCAUUCAAUCCAACGGCCUACGAAAACCCUAUCCCCCGCACCCAGCUCAUGCUCCAUUUAUAAGGUCGACAAUUCUCUCACUUUCUCUUCUCUCCUGCGCUCGCCAGCAUUCUUCAUUAUCACGAGUGAAAAUAAACACUUGAUGCGUCAUACACAAUGCUGCAGUUUUGACUAGAAGUUGAGAAUGGGCAAGGAGAAGACUCACAUCAACAUCGUGGUCAUUGGCCAUGUCGACUCUGGUAAGUCGACCACAACUGGUCACUUGAUCUACAAGCUUGGAGGGAUUGACAAGCGUGUGAUUGAGAGGUUUGAGAAGGAAGCUGCUGAGAUGAACAAGAGGUCAUUCAAGUAUGCCUGGGUUCUUGACAAGCUCAAGGCAGAGCGUGAGCGUGGUAUCACCAUUGAUAUUGCCCUCUGGAAAUUUGAGACCACCAAGUACUACUGCACAGUCAUUGAUGCCCCCGGACAUCGUGACUUCAUCAAGAACAUGAUUACAGGAACCUCACAGGCUGACUGUGCUGUUUUGAUCAUUGACUCUACCACUGGUGGGUUUGAGGCUGGUAUCUCCAAGGACGGGCAAACUCGUGAACAUGCUUUGCUUGCUUUCACCCUUGGUGUCAAGCAAAUGAUUUGCUGCUGCAACAAGAUGGAUGCCACAACUCCCAAAUACUCCAAGGGAAGGUAUGAGGAAAUUGUGAAGGAAGUGUCUUCCUACCUGAAGAAGGUUGGAUACAACCCUGAUAAAAUUCCCUUUGUGCCCAUCUCUGGGUUUGAGGGUGACAACAUGAUUGAGAGGUCAACCAACCUUGACUGGUACAAGGGACCCACCCUUCUUGAGGCUCUUGACCAGGUCAACGAGCCAAAGAGGCCAUCUGACAAGCCACUCCGCCUGCCGCUACAGGAUGUCUACAAGAUUGGUGGAAUUGGUACUGUGCCUGUUGGACGUGUGGAGACUGGGGUUCUGAAGCCGGGUAUGCUUGUUACAUUUGCACCCACUGGUUUGACAACAGAAGUCAAGUCUGUUGAGAUGCAUCAUGAGGCACUAACAGAGGCUCUUCCCGGAGACAAUGUGGGAUUCAAUGUGAAGAAUGUUGCUGUCAAGGAUCUCAAGCGUGGAUAUGUUGCAUCUGACUCUAAGAAUGACCCGGCCAAGGAAGCUGCCAACUUCACUUCUCAGGUGAUCAUCAUGAACCACCCUGGCCAGAUUGGGAACGGGUAUGCCCCGGUUCUCGACUGCCACACUUCUCACAUAGCAGUCAAGUUUGCCGAGUACCAAUGGUUCCAACUGUCUGCUAGACCUUUCCUCGAACUCUUCCUUGGGUUCAAGGAGUUCUUACCUCUACGACCAAAGCAGUUCUACCAAGGCUGGUUCGGGUACCAGCAACUCUGGAAGAGACUCAUGGGUGGCGACCCAGCAAAACGACACUCCCUGUACUCCGUUUGUCAACGUCAACCACACUAAUUCUCACAUGAGAAGAAGGAUCCAACCGGCGCCAAGGUGACCAAGGCUGCCCAGAAGAAGAAGUGAUCAGUGAGUAUCUUUCCAUUCAACUUUUAUAAACUUUGUAAGACUACAUCUUAGUUUUGUGUGUUGAGGGUGACUUUUGUACCAACUGUUUGAAUUCCGUGUGAGAAAUUGAACUUUUUUUAGCGUCCAAAAUGACUUGAACAUUUUGAUUUUGCAUUUUAAAGGCGAUUAAGUAUCCAUGCAGAUUUUGAAACUGUCACCUAUGACUUAAUAUGUCGGUCAUGAAACACUGGAUUUAGGAAGCAUGUGACAUACUUAUCAUUUUUCUAAGUUUUCUUAUGCGGUCGCUAAGGAUCAGUG